AUGAGUGUGGUUGGAUUUGAUUUCGGCAAUGAGAGCUGCAUUGUUGCUGUUGCAAGGCAGAGAGGGAUUGAUGUUGUCCUUAAUGAUGAGUCCAAGCGUGAAACUCCUGCUAUUGUGUGUUUUGGUGAUAAACAGCGGUUCAUUGGGACUGCUGGGGCUGCUUCUACUAUGAUGAACCCGAAAAAUUCUAUCUCGCAGAUGAAGCGGUUGAUUGGUAAGAAAUUUGCUGAUCCAGAAGUGCAGAGUGAUUUGAAGUCAUUGCCUUUUGCCGUCACGGAAGGACCUGAUGGGUACCCGUUAAUUCAUGCGCGGUAUCUUGGUGAAGCUAGAGCGUUUACAGCCACCCAAGUCUUUGCGAUGAUGCUGUCCAAUCUUAAAGAGAUUGCCCAGAAAAAUCUGAAUGCGGCUGUUGUUGAUUGCUGCAUUGGAAUUCCAAUUUAUUUUACUGAUCUUCAGAGGAGAGCUGUGUUGGAUGCAGCCACUAUUGCAGGUCUGCACCCGCUUCACUUAAUUCAUGAAACAACGGCAACUGCUUUGGCUUAUGGAAUUUACAAGACUGAUCUUCCUGAAAAUGAUCAGCUGAAUGUUGCUUUUGUUGAUGUUGGGCAUGCUAGCAUGCAAGUUUGUAUUGCUGGGUUUAAAAAGGGGCAGCUGAAAGUAUUGUCCCAUUCAUACGAUAGGUCCUUGGGUGGUAGGGAUUUUGAUGAGGCUUUGUUCCAUCAUUUUGCUGCAAAAUUUAAGGAGGAGUACAAGAUUGAUGUUUACCAGAAUGCCAGGGCUUCUCUGAGGUUGAGGACUGCAUGUGAGAAGCUGAAGAAAGUUCUCAGCGCAAAUCCUGAGGCACCUCUGAACAUUGAAUGCUUAAUGGACGAGAAGGAUGUGAGGGGUUAUAUCAAGCGUGACGACUUUGAGCAGCUAUCUCUUCCAAUAUUGGAACGUGUGAAGGGGCCUUUGGAGAAGGCACUAGCAGAAGCUGGUCUUACAGUUGAGAAUAUCCACACGGUUGAGGUAGUUGGUUCUGGUUCUCGUGUACCAGCAAUAUACAAAAUUUUAACAGAGUUUUUCAAAAAGGAACCUAGGCGGACAAUGAAUGCUAGUGAGUGUGUUGCCAGGGGCGCUGCAUUGCAGUGUGCUAUUCUCAGUCCAACUUUUAAAGUCCGAGAGUUCCAGGUCAAUGAAAGCUUCCCCUUCUCAAUUUCUCUCUCAUGGAAAGGUUCUGGUUCAGAUGCACAGGACAGUGCACCAGAAAAUAAACAAAGUACCCUUGUUUUUCCCAAGGGAAAUUCCAUUCCAAGUGUCAAGGUACUGACAUUCUUCAGGACAGAAACCUUUUCUGUUGAUGUACAAUGUCAUGAUCAGAGUGAUGUACAAGCACCUACAAAGAUCAGCACAUAUACUAUUGGCCCUUUCAAAACUGAAAAUGGUGAAAAGGGAAAGAUUAAAGUGAAAGUUCGUUUGAAUCUUCAUGGAAUUGUUACUGUUGAUUCGGCAACUCUCUUUGAAGAGGAAGAAAUUGAAGUUCCAGUUACCAAAGAAUCAGCAGAAGAGAAUGCCAAAAUGGAGACUGAUGAAGCUCCUGCUGAUGCACCACCUCCUAGCUCCAAUGAUAGUGAUGUUAAUAUGCAGGAUGCUAAGGCAACUGCUGAUACCAAUGGAGCUGUGAAUGGCGUGCCUGAGACAGGAGACAAGCCUGUGCAAAUGGACACUGACGCCAAGGUUGAGGCUCCGAAGAAAAAAGUGAAGAAAACAAGCAUUCCUGUAGCAGAGGUAGUCUAUGGGGCAAUGUCAACUGGGGAUGUUCAGAAAGCUGUAGAGAAGGAGUUUGAAAUGGCUUUGCAGGAUCGAGUGAUGGAGGAUACAAAGGAUAAGAAAAAUGCAGUUGAGGCUUAUGUUUAUGACAUGAGAAAUAAGCUUAAUGACAAAUACCAUGAGUUUGUCCAAGCUUCAGAAAGCGAUGAAUUUCUUACGAAACUUCAGGAGGUGGAGGAUUGGCUAUAUGAGGAUGGUGAAGAUGAAACCAAAGGUGUAUACGUUGCCAAGCUAGAAGAACUCAAAAAGCAAGGGGAUCCAAUUGAGGAGCGCUACAAAGAACACACAGACAGAGAUGCAGUAAUUGAGCAGCUUGUCUAUUGUAUCAAUAGUUACAGAGAAGUUGCAAUGUCUAAUGAUCCCAAAUUUGAUCACAUUGAUAUCAACGAGAAACAGAAGGUCUUGAAUGAAUGCGGAGAAGCUGAGAACUGGCUUAGAGAGAAGAAGCAACAACAAAGUUUGCUUCCAAAAUAUGCUACCCCCGUCCUCUUGUCAGCUGAUAUAAGAAAAAAAGCUGAGGCUGUUGAUAGGUCAUGCAAGCCGAUUAUGACAAAACCAAGACCGGCGAAGCCAGCUUCUCCAGCUACUCCAGAAACACCAGCAACCCCACCUCCUCAGGACGGCGAGCAGCAGCAGCAACAAUCAGAACAGCAACCACAGGAGGAUGCUAAUGUCAGUUCUAAUGGGAAUGCAGAGGACAAUGGUAAUCAAGUCCCACCAGCCUCUGGUGAACCAAUGGAGACUGACAAACCAGAGAACACCGGCCCAGCCUAA
This is a messenger RNA of Lathyrus sativus (Indian pea), 2583 nucleotides long. The record is from the annotation of a GenBank genome assembly. Lineage: Eukaryota; Viridiplantae; Streptophyta; Magnoliopsida; Fabales; Fabaceae.